This is a messenger RNA of Cyanistes caeruleus (blue tit), 504 nucleotides long. Lineage: Eukaryota; Metazoa; Chordata; Aves; Passeriformes; Paridae. The record is from RefSeq and is a predicted model, not a curated record.
AUCUGGCAGGCCAGAAGAAUGUUUGAGGGAGAAAUGGCAAGCCUGGAAGCCAUCCUGAAAACACAGACGAUAAAAGUGCCUAAACCCAUCAAAGUUAUAGACCUGCCCGGGGGCAGUACUGCAUUUGUGAUGGAACAUUUGGAAAUGGGAGGCUUAAACAGACAUUCAGCACUGCUUGGAACUCAGCUGGCUGAUCUUCACCUUCAUAACCAGAAACUUGGAGAGAAGCAGAAGAAAGAAGGGAACACAGUUGGUACAGUACACAGCUGUUUGCAAAUUCAACCCAGUUGAUGAUAAUCUACAAAGCAGUUAAAAUGACUUUUGCUACUUCAGGACAAGUUCAUCUUCCCUCGAAAACAGAAUGAGAAUAGGUUUGGAUGAAGCAAACCUGGGGAGGGUUUAUUUUUGAUUUUGUUUGCAUUGUUUGGGUCUGUGUAAGCAAAACACUCAGUAUUGGACCCUUUUUUGGAGCCCAAACCACAGUUUCUACAAGGACAUGGUAUC